Messenger RNA from Hylaeus anthracinus, 1540 nucleotides. RefSeq names its product cilia- and flagella-associated protein 299-like. The coding region runs from base 832 to 1539 and encodes 235 amino acids. The record is from RefSeq and is a predicted model, not a curated record. The transcript has a single exon. NCBI's taxonomy places the organism in Eukaryota, Metazoa, Arthropoda, Insecta, Hymenoptera, Colletidae.
UUGAAUAUCACCUUGCUAACAUUAACUCUUUUAUUCAAUUGAAUUCACGCAGCUUUCGAUUACUUUCUCAUAAAAUUUGAUCUAGUAUUUUAUACUAGUAUUCCGUAAUAUAUUCGGUAUAAAUUGUAUGAAUGUACAAUACAACAAGUUGUGUACGUCUUAUAAAUUUGUAAUAUACAGUGUGUCUCAAAAAUGUUGUAACACCGUGAAAGAGGUGGUUCGGGAGGUGAUUUGAAACAACUUCUUCCUUAGCGAAAAUGUUGUCCGAGGUUUCGUUGAGGAAAUAUUAACAGAAAACACUGACCAAUCAGAGCGCGAGUAUACCGGUGGAGCGGCCGCGGUAGCGUAUGAGCGCGGCCGCCUAGCGCGUAGCCUACGCUCAACUGGCAUACUCACGCACUGAUUGGUCAGUGUUUUCUGUUAAUAUCUCCUCAACGAAGCCUCGGACAACAUUUUCGCUAAGGGAAAAAUUGUUUCAAAUCACCUCCCGAACCACCCCUUUCAAGGAGUUACAACAUUUUUGGGACACCCUGUACAAAGCUAACUCAGCAACCAAUGAUAGUCUGACUUUUACGGCGCAUGCGUUAAUAGACAGAGAUAGAUGGAAAGUCCCGCGGUUUCUUUCGAUUUUCAAACGAUGUGACAUUUCAGGCUUGUCUUCCCUGCUCUAUCUAUAACAUUUCUAUGUUUUAAAUACACUACACUAUACAUAUUAAAUGUCAAUUGUUUUCUGUGCAAGGAAAUCGUAACCAAAAAUUGUAUGUCAAACCAAUCAUUAAAAUAAGUAUAUAGUCUACUUAAAAUCAUCGAUUUACGAAAUUAUAUUUAAAAAUGUCAAUCGUAGGAACACAAAUUGACAGUGAUAAAAGAUUAUUAAAAUUCAAAAAUUAUGAAGAUUAUUUGGAUUCUCUGGUAACAUUCGUUGACCUUGGAUAUAUAGGAAAUCUUUAUACCGCGCGUCAAUUAGCCGAACUCGGAUAUCGUUGUACAGGCGAGACUCUUAACGAAGAUGCAUUCUAUCGACGUUUGAAAGCUGUGAGAGAUUUGCUAUUUCCGAUCUAUAAACCUUACGAGUUAACGUCAGAAUUUGUAACACCGAGCAACGCAGUAAUGCAAGAACUUGCGCUUCGCGAACGUUUAAAUAGACUAAAAAUCGUAUCCACUAUUAUAUUCGUAAGAAAUAUGACGAAACUUCAAUUUGAGAUCUCUGGUUACAUUGACUUUAGUGAGAGACUCGAAAAAGAAAAUUGGCUUCCAUAUUUUCAAGGGAAAAAGAAACUAUGGCCUCAAGCAUCUGAUCUCGCGUAUUAUCACUGGAGAAGAAACAAAACGUGUUUAAAUGAAACUUGUAAUUAUCAACCAAUUAUAGAUCCAAAACAAGGUCUUAGAUUCAAAUACUGCCAUGAUAGACAUGUAAUUACCGUGGAUCCUAAAUUACCCACUCCAGGCGUGAAUACGACAAGAGUAAGAGUGCGUUGUCCAGAGUAUGAACAUGUAAUAUUAUAUGAUCAUCUUAAUCGAAGUAAAAGCCACAUUUAAG